This is a messenger RNA of Laccaria bicolor S238N-H82, 1887 nucleotides long. RefSeq lists its product as uncharacterized. Lineage: Eukaryota; Fungi; Basidiomycota; Agaricomycetes; Agaricales; Hydnangiaceae. The record is from RefSeq and is a predicted model, not a curated record. Bases 1 to 1887 code for a protein of 628 amino acids. The transcript is spliced from 2 exons.
AUGCUGCACACGCAGCCACUCUCAUACGCUCAGCGCGCAAAGAACGCUCAGAACAAGUCAAAUCAUGGCGACGACAGUCCACCCACUUCACCCACUUUGGCUGUCAAAGCUCUCUCCAUCGUCGCAGCUCAGAAGGACACGACCAUCGUGAACUUUUGGAGUCAAAGGAAAGAGAAGAUGGCGGCGGCUGCUGCAGCUGCUGCAACCCAUCCUAAUCCUCAGCAACAACUACGAAAGACCGUUCCAUCACGCGACAACACCACCACUAACGGCGUCGAUACGAAUACCUGGCCAGAGGUCGGCAAGGUUCUCGAAUCUGCGAGUGGCACGACGACGGAUGAACAACAGGAAAGGGAGAAGGAAAACGUGUCACAUACCCCAAGGAAAACGAAAUGGGUUCCUAUACCCCCAGAAGAGCUCCAAGCAGCUGCAGACGCACUCCGAGUAAAAUCAGCAAAAUCUUCUCGCUCCAAUUCACGGAGUAACAACAAACGAAACACCACCAACGCCAAUGCCAAUGGAUCAACCCAGAACCAGAACCAGAACCAAUCAGGGCGCCAAUCGACGCCAGCAAGCACAUCUCACUCACGCGUGAACAGCCGCUCUGCGAGCGUCCAUUCCAGUCCUCACUUGUUUGCCCGUGGUCGGCGAUUGCCUGAUGAUCAGGAUCACUCCGUCCCUCCCGUACCGACUCUCAAUGGAACCAAUGCAAAUGGCGGUGGUAUGAAAGCGAUAACAACAACGAAAGACGACGCGUAUAGACCGUAUCAACCACAGCCUUACCUACCCUCCCCUAUCACCAUUACGAGGAACACAUCAACGGGCUCACCGACGUACCCGUACCCGUACCCUCACCCGAAUUACCCUGGGCCUGCGUUUGAGUAUCCUUCAGCUGGCUCUUCGACGAUACCUACGCCACACACGAUGCCCGUGCCACAGCCUUAUUGGUUCCAUCCCAAUCCCAACCCAUCUUCGGGGCAACAUAGUCCGAAUUACCCACCACAAGGGAUGUAUUCGAUGCCUCAGCCACAUGCAAGUGGGAGGAAACCACCUGAACAUGCAGCACCUGUCGUUGUGUACGGGUACGAUGUUUCAACACCUGGGAAUGGGAAGAAGGCGAUGAGAGGGGCGGGUCCGGUGGUGUUUGGUUCGAUUGCGAGUGCGCAAGAGGUUACGCCUAGUCCGAGUCCUGGACCUUCUAUGCCUGUGCCUGUGAAUGUGCCUGUACCUGUGAAUGGGGGGUUGGCGAUUGAUGAGUUGGGUGUUAGGAGGAUAACGACGAGGCAUGGUGGUGUUGAGCAAAGGGGUGUAUUGAAUGGCGUGGGCAAGUGGGAGUUUGGGACUACGGGGUUGACGUCGACGACGGGGUUGGAUGAUCAUCAGCCUCAAGAGGAGAAGCUCGAGGAUAACAACGUCCCACUCAAAACAAACACGAAUGGGAUCGCAGAGAGUAAACCUUCCUCGGGGUCUGUAUCCCCGCUCGUUGGACUUGGAGUAGGGUUGGAUGCGUUUUCGGUUAAAUAUUUUGUGUUUGGGUUUGUGUUUGGGUUGAGGAGGGCGAAUGUUUCUGGCGUUGGAGGAGGGGUGAUGAAGAUGAUGAGGGUGGGGAAAGGGAGCGGGGAGGUUGGCUAUAAACUGUUGGAAUCAACCCAAGCGAUCGCGAACAAGCACCCCGAAUCAACCCAAUUCGUAUUGGUAUCGAUCAACCAACGGCAAGAAAGAUCAUCGCAAUGCUCAUCUUCUCAACCAGCUCAACAACCCCUUCAAGCUCCCAGCCUUCAAGUUCCUUUUAACAUGGCUAUGAAGCAGAGGCUCCCCAACGAGGUUAUGAGCGUGGUACUUCGCGCCCUCUAUAACAGUUACCGUCACCUCUCCCUGCGCAUCUGA